Molecule: messenger RNA, 1128 nt
Organism: Cinclus cinclus
Lineage: Eukaryota; Metazoa; Chordata; Aves; Passeriformes; Cinclidae
Product: alcohol dehydrogenase 1
Exons: 9
Coding region: 1-1128 (375 amino acids)
Biological process (GO): retinol metabolic process; retinoic acid metabolic process
Cellular component (GO): cytosol
Molecular function (GO): zinc ion binding; all-trans-retinol dehydrogenase (NAD+) activity
Source: RefSeq, a predicted model, not a curated record
AUGAGCACAGCAGGCAAAGUUAUUAAAUGCAAGGCAGCAGUGCUGUGGGAAGCCAAUAAACCAUUCAGUAUUGAGGAAGUAGAAGUUGCCCCCCCAAAAGAACAUGAAGUUCGCAUAAAGAUCAUAGCCACUGGGAUCUGCCGCUCCGAUGACCAUGUGAUAACCGGUGCACUGGUUGUGCGUUUUCCAAUAAUUCUUGGGCAUGAAGCAGCUGGUGUUGUGGAGAGUGUUGGGCAGGGAGUGACUUCAGUCAAACCAGGAGACAAGGUUGUUCCACUCUUUAUUCCACAGUGUGGAGAGUGCAAGAGCUGCUUAAACAACAAGGGUAACCUGUGCAGUAAAACUGACCUUGGUGCAAGAUGUGGAUUAAUGCCUGAUGGUACCACCAGAUUCACCUGUAAAGGAAAAGAAAUUUACCAUUUUCUUGGUACAAGUACCUUCACUGAAUACACAGUAGUGCAUGAAUCUGCUGUGGCCAAAAUCGAUUCUGCUGCUCCUCUGGAAAAAGUUUGUUUAAUAGGCUGUGGAUUUUCAACUGGUUACGGGGCUGCUCUGCAGACUGCCAAGGUGGAACCAGGCUCCACCUGUGCUGUCUUCGGCCUCGGAGGAGUUGGCCUCUCUGUUGUCAUGGGCUGCAAGGCAGCUGGAGCUUCCCGCAUCAUUGCCGUGGACAUCAAUAGCAGCAAGUUUGCCAAGGCCAAGGAGCUGGGAGCCACCAACUGCAUCAACCCUAAAGAUUUUGAUAAGCCCAUCCACGAAGUGCUGAUGGAAAUGACUGGUGGGGGUGUGGACUACUCCUUCGAGGUCAUCGGCCGUACGGAUACCAUGACUUCAGCCUUGGCCUGUAGCCAGUGUAACUACGGAGUCAGCGUGAUUGUGGGAGUGCCCCCUGCAGCACAAAAGAUCACUUUUGAUCCCAUGCUCCUCUUCACGGGUCGAAGCUGGAAAGGCUCCGUCUUUGGAGGCUGGAAGAGUAAAGAUGCAGUUCCCAAACUGGUUGAUGACUACAUGAAGAAAAAGUUUGUUCUGGAUCCAUUAAUAACCCACACACUACCUUGGACGAAGAUCAAUGAAGGAUUUGGUCUUCUAAGGACAGGAGAGAGCAUCCGCAGUGUCCUGAUGUUUUAG